Trichomycterus rosablanca is the source of this 2288-nucleotide messenger RNA. It is a transcript of the gene fkbp10a, whose product is annotated as FKBP prolyl isomerase 10a. Bases 284 to 1975 code for a protein of 563 amino acids. The transcript is spliced from 10 exons. Gene Ontology annotation, cellular component: endoplasmic reticulum. Gene Ontology annotation, molecular function: peptidyl-prolyl cis-trans isomerase activity; calcium ion binding. The record is from RefSeq and is a predicted model, not a curated record. NCBI's taxonomy places the organism in Eukaryota, Metazoa, Chordata, Actinopteri, Siluriformes, Trichomycteridae.
AGAUCUGCUGCCGUGUUCCUCUGUUCUGCUGCCGUGUUCCUCUGUUAGUGCAGGUUCUACUGCUCAUCUGCUGAAACACUGACAAUCUGGGUAAAUCUGUGAACGUUUGAGUAAAUUAGAAGCUGAUGGAUCGGUGAAAGUUUGGGUGAAUCGGUGAAUGUUUGGGGGAAUCGGUGAAAGUUUGGGUGAAUCGGUGAAAGUUUGGGUGAAUCGGUGAAAGUUUGGGUGAAUCGGUGAAUGUUUGGGUGAAUCGGUGAGGGGUUGAGGGUAAUUUUGGGGUGUGAUGGAGCUGAGGGGGUUGGUGUGGGUGCUGAGGGUACUCAGUGCGCUCUCCGUGUGCACGUCCAGUCCAGUACAGGAACUGAUUAUCGAUCGAUACUCCCUACCGACCCACUGUGGCCGUGAGGUUCAGACAGGUGAUUAUGUUCGGUACCAUUACACCGGGGCAUUCCCAGAUGGAACCAUUUUCGACUCCAGUGUGAAGAAGGGCGUGGCGUUUGUGGGACUGGUGGGUGUGGAGAGUAAGGUAAUCCCAGGUUUGGACAGAGGGGUGCUGGGAAUGUGUGUGAAUGAGAGGAGGAAGAUCACCAUCCCUCCUCACCUCGGAUACGGAAUUUCGGGAGCUGGUACGGUGAUCCCUCCGGAUGCGACUCUGGUGUUUGACCUGGUUUUAUUGGAUGUGUGGAACAAGGACGAUGAGGUGGACGUCCGUUCUCUGUUUAAGCCGGCGGUGUGUCGGCGAUCGGUGCAGCGUGCGGAUUUUGUUCGUUAUCUGUAUAACGGCUCUCUCAUUAACGGCACACAGUUCGAGUUCAGGUACGGCAGGAACGUAACAUACGACACCUACGUUAAUGAAGAUCACCUGAUCAGCGGCAUGGUAAAGGGACUGAUGGGAAUGUGCGUGAAGGAGAGACGCUCCAUCAUCAUACCACCAUUUUUAGCCUAUGGAGAGAAAGGACAUGGUGUGAAGGUUCCCCCGUUUGCCACAGUGCUGUUCGAUGUGCUGCUGGUUGACGUGUUUAAUGUGAAGGAUGAUGUUGAGGUGGAGGUUCUACACGUUCCUCAGCCCUGCAGGAGAAGGUCACAGAGAGGAGAUUUUAUUCGGUACCAUUACAACGGAACCUUUCAGGAUGGAACACAGUUUGACUCCAGCUACCAGCGUAACAGUACAUACAACACCUACAUCGGUGUGGGUCAUGUGAUCAGCGGGGUGGAUAAAGCUCUGCAGGGGGUUUGUAUCGGUGAGAAGAGACGAGUGAUCGUACCUCCACAUUUAGCCUACGGAGAAACUGGAUCAGGUGAUCUGAUCCCUGGUUCGGCCGUGCUGAUCUUUUAUCUUCACAUCAUCGACUUCCACAAUCCCACUGAUGAGGUGCAGAUUCAGGUUACCCACAAACCCCUGCACUGUAAUCACACCAGCAGCACUGACGACCUUGUUAUCUACCACUACAACUGCUCCCUACUGGACGGAACCCGACUCUACUCAUCUAGUGACCAGGGUCACGCCGCCCGUGCCAUGCUGGGUCAGUCAGAAGUGAUUGUUGGUUUGGAUGAGGGGUUAAAGGGCAUGUGUGUGGGGGAGAAGAGGGAGGUGAUUGUACCGCCACACUUUGGACAUGGACACAGCGGAGGUUCUUUAGUACCAGCUGAUGCAGUUCUGCUGUUUCAGCUGGAGUUGGUGGAACUACAUGAAGGAGUUCCUCCUGGGUUCCUGUUUGUGUGGUUGGAUGAGAUUCCUAAUCCUGUCUUCAGUUACAUGGACCUGAACCACGAUGAAGAAGUUCCAGUAGACGAGUUUAAUGAGUUUAUCAGGCUUCAGGUGUCGGAGGGUCGAGGUCGGCUCCACCCCAACAUGGACGCCGACGCCAUUAUCAGACAAAUGUUCACCAAUCAGGACCAGAACAGAGACGGCAAGAUCACGGCGGAUGAGCUCAGUCUGCAGAGCGACGAGACGCCUGAACACGACGAACUGUGAGAGACGCGCGUCUGAUUUUAUUACCGACUGAUAAACUUCGCAUGUAAUCAGGAGGAGCUUUGAUCGAAUCCCUCACCUGCUUCCAGAAUAAAGUGACCAUCAGGAUGUAUGAUCAUGACCUUUAGGUUCCUCUCACACACAUGACGUCAGACGGCAGCAUGUUAAUAAUAAUAACGGUGAUGAAUCGCUCGGUUUUAUUCAUGUUUAUUCAUAGAAAUCUUUUCCUUUGGUGCUUUUGAUUGUGUUGUGGAUUAAUGUUGAAUUGUUAUAAAAACAUUUUUACGAUCAGUCUGCUCUUAAUCACCCAGAAUGA